This is a messenger RNA of Diversispora eburnea, 1800 nucleotides long. The record is from the annotation of a GenBank genome assembly. NCBI's taxonomy places the organism in Eukaryota, Fungi, Glomeromycota, Glomeromycetes, Diversisporales, Diversisporaceae.
AUGGCGUAUUCUUCUCUUCGAAGUCCGAAUUUGUCACCUAUGUCCCCAAUCGUGGAAGAUUUUCUUUCUGAUUCUAAUAGUACACUUACAUCAGAUGAGCCACUGUCCCCCACAUUGCAGCCUCAACGAAAAUAUAGUUUAUUAAAAGCCAAGCCAACAACUCAACUUACUUUAGACAUUUCUUCACCAACAACGUAUAGUUCUUCUUCUGCAGGAUCUUCGGUAAAAAGUUUCAACGCAAUUUCCAAUAAAAUAGAAAUUGGAGUUUGUGGCGAAGUUCGACCAAAAGAAGGCAGUGUGGAUGAUAUAUUGUUAGGUCUCAUGAACAGAUCUAAUUCAAAUGAACUUCAUAUAAAUAAGUUUCUUUCUACUUUUGGUAACGCUCAAAGGAAAGAAAUCGAUUCAGAUAAUGAAACCGAAAGUGAAGGAGAAGGAAUAGAACAAGCCGAUUCAUAUAUAGAUUCAGAUAUUUCAUUGGAAAAUAAUUGUGGAAAACCCCUGCUACGAAGUCCAAAUAACUCAUUGAUUUCAAUCAACGAAGAAUGUACAGGCUAUCGCCGCAAAUACGGAAAUGAAGAUCCCCAAUCCACUAACUGGACACGUCACAGAAAACAUUUCUUUAUUCUAAGUAGUGCUGGAAAACCUAUUUACACGCGAUAUGGGGACGAAUCCAGAAUAUCGAGUUAUAUGGGUGUAAUUCAGGCAAUUGUUUCAUUUUUUGCUGAUUCUGAUGAUACAAUAAGAUGUAUAAAUGCGGGACAACAUAGAUUUGUAUUCUUACUUAAAGGACCUUUAUAUCUCGUUGCUGUAUCACGAACAAACGAAUCCGAGGCUCAACUUAGGGAUCAAUUGAAUUAUUUAUAUAAUCAAAUUUUGAGCAUAUUAACUUCUACACAAUUGACAAAGAUCUUUGAACAAAGAAUUAAUUUUGAUCUGCGCAGAUUAUUGGGAGGUACUGAACCUUUUUUGGAUAAUCUUGCUACGUCCAUGAGUGACGAACCAGGUUUUAUGCUUGGUUCAAUACAAUGUGUGCGAAUGAAUAAAGAUUUACGUGACAAAAUAGGAAACAUAAUGCAAUCGGUUAAAUCUAAGGAUCUUCUGUACGCAAUGUUAAUAACAAAUAGAAAAUUAAUAACCCUAUUGAGACCUAAAAAACACAGUCUUCAUCCCGCAGAUUUACACUUGGUUUUCAAUAUGGUCAAUGGGUCUUCGACUUUUAGAUCAGCAGAAUCGUGGACACCUAUAUGCCUUCCAAAAUUCAAUAAUAAAGGUUUCCUAUAUGCAUAUGUAUGCUAUAUCGCUACCAAUGUUUGUUUGCUUUUAAUUUCACCUGACAAAGACAAAUUUUUUGAGCUAUCAGAAGCCAAAAGUAUUAUAGUAGAGAAGAAACGUUACGAUGCGAUGGUUAUUCAAUUGGUUAGUUGGUUAAAAGCUUUAUUUACAACUGAUGUAGGUGUCCCCGGGCUGCGUCACUUUAUUUACAAAUCAAGAACGCACGUACAAUAUACAUCACCAACUUUUGUGGAGCCAUAUUGCAAUCCUCAAGAACGACAAAUAUUGUUCAAAUUAUAUCGCUAUACACAUGAUCGGAUGCACUCUCGGGUGAGAUCUCUCAAAGUUCAUUAUUAUGUGGGCCCAUCGGAAACAAUAUUGGGAUGGAUAACUUCAAGUUUUGAGUUAUAUGCAGCAUUCGGUCCACUUAUAUCAAAAUCAGCAUUGACUUCUUCUUCACAUGCGUUGUUAAGGUGGAUCAAGAGAGAAGAGGAUAAUCUAUUUAUUGUUAAUUCUCCAGUGUUUUAA